Molecule: messenger RNA, 384 nt
Organism: Acanthocheilonema viteae
Lineage: Eukaryota; Metazoa; Nematoda; Chromadorea; Rhabditida; Onchocercidae
Source: the annotation of a GenBank genome assembly
AUGGGAUUACUGUCACAAAUAUCGAUUGCUUUGGGUAUUUCACGGAAACAGAUAAGUAUUGUAAUGAUUGGCCUUGAUAAUAGUGGCAAGUCAACCAUUAUCAAUCAGAUGAAACCACAAGAAGAUCAAGUAACUCAGCUUAUGCCAUCAAUUGGUUACACAACCGAAAAAUUUAUUUUUAACAAUACAACAUUUUUGGUAUAUGAUAUGUCUGGACAAGGUUCGCCAUUUUCUCCAGGAAAAUACCGGAAUUUAUGGGAGAAUUACUACAAAGAAGUGGAUGGUGUAGUAUUUGUUGUUGAUAGCAAUGAUCGAUUACGAUUAGCAGUUGCUCGUGAUGAAUUACGAUUAUUAUUGGAUCAUAAAGAAUUUAGCCGAAGAAAG